This is a messenger RNA of Exophiala viscosa, 1947 nucleotides long. Its product is annotated as fungal-specific transcription factor domain-containing protein. Gene Ontology annotation, cellular component: nucleus. The transcript has 7 exons. Lineage: Eukaryota; Fungi; Ascomycota; Eurotiomycetes; Chaetothyriales; Herpotrichiellaceae. Gene Ontology annotation, biological process: positive regulation of transcription by RNA polymerase II. Gene Ontology annotation, molecular function: DNA-binding transcription factor activity, RNA polymerase II-specific; zinc ion binding; transcription cis-regulatory region binding. The record is from RefSeq and is a predicted model, not a curated record. The coding region runs from base 184 to 1656 and encodes 490 amino acids.
ACGGGCGCGAACUGUGCGGGUUAAUCUCAUGGCAACCUGCGUCGGCGUAGAAUCUCUCAUCAGAGGAGAUUUACACCGCAUGAUCUAGCGUGAACGCAUAUGGAGGCCGUCCUGUGACGGGAGUUCAGCGUUAUCUGCGAUCUGGGGGUUGAGCAUAUUGGAUUCGCCAGCAAGCAUCUCGCCAUGGGCAUCAGAGGGUGUUGGACUUGCAGAGAGCGCAAAGUUCGAUGUGAUUCGCAUUGGCCGAGAUGUGGCAAUUGCACGAAGGCGCGCCGCGUCUGUCAAGGCUAUGGGAUCCAGCUGUCCUGGCCUCGACAUAGCGACAGAAAGAGGGCAAUCAUCUCACGAGAUACGCGCCGCACAGUCAAUACCCUUCCAUCAAAUGUCAAGGGGUUUUUGAAUACGUCUUCCUGGGAUAUAUCGCUGUCGGAUGAGCUAGAGAAGGGAAGGAUUUCUGCUCGCUAUCUCCGGACGAUGAGAGUCCCUCGUCCGACCUGCUUGUCGCCCAUUGUGCUGAACAGGGAAGAGUCGCACUUACUGGGGUUCUUCAACGAAUCAAGAUCACUCAUACUAGGACCUACCGACGAGAAGGUUCUGACACAGUUUAUCUUGACCGUUGCCUUCUCAGAUCCUUCCGAUGCGACCAAUCCAGUCCUGCAAGGCGUGUUUGCUCUCGCAUCACUACAGCUUCACGGCAGUUUGGAGAGCUUUCGCUACAAGCGCCAUGUCAUGUCCUCAGUUAAAGAAUCGAUCAACGGGCUCGACGAGAAGACACUGCUUCAGACCUUGAUGGCAACGAUGCUCUUGUAUCAUUAUGAGCUUUCGCUCGAAUCAAAUCGCAAAGGCAAUUGGGUCAUAUUUUUAUGCUUAGUAAAAAAGAUCAUCAACACGUCACCAGCGAUUCAAAAGCUGGUUCGGCAAGAAUAUUCCGUCUUCCUUGAUUGGAUCUAUUAUCACGAGGUUCUCGGAGAGUUCACAGUCAGGCAUUGGAAGGUGCCUUAUGAAGGUUGCAGCUGGGCACCAACGGCAAGAUCACCCAGAACCAUCAACGGAAGUAGCCCUAAGAUGGAAAACACCAUCGGCUGUCCAACUGAUGUGCUCCAGCUCGUUGUACAUACAUGUAGACGAGCUCUAGUUGCGAACCACUCCGAAACCAAUCAUGCGAAUGCUGGAAUAGAACGCAUGAAUAUGCUGGAACAGAACAUUUCCAUGGUGAUAGGAAAUUGUGGCCCAAUUCACAUACCAUCUGCGACCCAAAUGGACCGAAACAUGAUGGUUGCUGAUCUUCAUCGACUUGCGUGCUUGAUAUACGUCAAUCGGACAGUCCAUUGCGUUUCGGGAACAGAGUUCCGUCACAGGCGACUUGUGAGAGAGGGAAUACUGCUGUUGACCAAAAUGGUCACAUGCCAGAAUGCGUGGCCAUUGUUCAUUAUCGCCUGUGAAGCAGUUGACGAUGCUCAACGCCUUGCUAUCCUGGACGUCUUCGAACAAAGUCGGCAAGAUCGAAGACAAAGAUCAAGUCACAUUCAUCUUAUUCAGCAUAUGGUUGAGGCUGUGUGGAAUCAGCAUGAUCUAAAUGUGGACAACCAAGUCGAUUAUCUAACAAUCUUCAAUGCGGUUGUUGCUGGAGUUCCAUUCAUGCCACCAUUUGCUUGAAUUCAGGUAGACCCAGUCGACUUCUGGACUAAAACCACUCAUCAUGGUUUCCGUGAUGUGACAAAAAUUUCCCACUGUUCGCUUCUGUCAAGCUCCGAAUCACCUGAAGCUGAUCGGUGACCGAUUCGUUCACGGAAAUAGGACCAUUGACGCUCGGGCUAAGCUUUCGAAAUGCACUUAGCACGAAUUUACGUACAGCCGGGUCGCCUGUGACGGCUCUAGCUGUUUCUGAGUCAGUCAUCUGUGCCGACAGGAUUUGCCUUGCGUAUCGACUGACCAGCAUCUGUGUCC